Molecule: messenger RNA, 1134 nt
Organism: Cylicocyclus nassatus
Lineage: Eukaryota; Metazoa; Nematoda; Chromadorea; Rhabditida; Strongylidae
Source: the annotation of a GenBank genome assembly
AUGUAUUCGACUCAUCAAAAGCUGAUGAAGACCUAUAUAUUGGCAGCUAUCAUUGGGCUGACUUUUGCCAUACCGGUACCAAACGGGCAGUUGGGUAAAGCUGAGGUGGAAUGUGGUGAGAAGACAAUUGAAGUCAUAUUUUUAACGGAAGCUGUCUUCGAAGGGCGAAUAUUUGUGAUUGGACAUGCAAAUGACUCACGAUGUUUUUCUCGAGAAACUGGCCAACGAACCACUUCAAUUUCCAUUAAUAAAGAUGACUGCGGUGUUGUCACAACACGAUCGUCAAACCCUCCAGGAUUAUUUUCAAACGUGAAAGUAAUGAUAUCGUUCCACAACGAAUUCAUCACCAAGGUAGACCGGGCUUAUGAAAUUAGCUGCUUUUAUAUGCAAGCGGAUAAGACCGUUACCUACCCGAUUUCGGUAGCUACCCAGGAAAUUGCUGCAUUCACAGAAAUUGCUGAAAUGCCCCGUUGCCGAUAUGAAGUUAUUGAUCCAGACACCAGGGAUACGGUAGAUGUGGUUACGGUAGGAAGUAAAUUGCUUCACAGAUGGGUUUGUGAAAGUACUGCACCUGAUCUUUGGUGCAUGACAGUGCAUUCGUGUCGCGUCGAAGACGAAUCAGGAACGACAUUCUCAAUUUUGGAUGACAGAGGAUGUUCUAUCGAUCGAUACCUUCUUGAUAACCUCGAAUAUGGACCGGGACCAUUGCAAGCACAAAAAGAGGCGCACGCAUUCAAGUUUGCUGAUAAGGUAGUCGUGAAUUUUCAAUGUAGCGUGCGGAUUGACAUCAAAGACGGGGAUUGCCCAAUUCCAACUUGCGAAGAUCCAGUCAGACUUGAACGGCGACUUCGACCACGAUCCGCUGGAUACAUUCAGGAGUUCCCACUACUCAUGAAUGGAUCAGUAGAGGUGGACGUAAGAGCCCAACAAAUUGAUGUGCUUGACCCUCAGCUUGACUUUGGCUUGGACGCUGACGAACAGCACAUCAAUGCAGUGCUAAGGCGGCUUCGUAAACAAGAUUGCAUACAAAAACAACAUCUUGUCAUUCCGGCAGCGAUAGCCGUCUCAUUAAUCAUUGCGCUAAUUGGUGUAAUCUUUGUGCUAUUGCGGAGACCAUACAUCGUAUAUAAGUAA